Hansenula ciferrii is the source of this 294-nucleotide messenger RNA. It is a transcript of the gene MRPS16, whose product is annotated as mitochondrial 37S ribosomal protein bS16m. Gene Ontology annotation, molecular function: structural constituent of ribosome. The record is from RefSeq and is a predicted model, not a curated record. Bases 1 to 294 code for a protein of 97 amino acids. NCBI's taxonomy places the organism in Eukaryota, Fungi, Ascomycota, Saccharomycetes, Phaffomycetales, Wickerhamomycetaceae. The transcript has a single exon. Gene Ontology annotation, biological process: mitochondrial translation. Gene Ontology annotation, cellular component: mitochondrial small ribosomal subunit; ribosome.
AUGACAAAGGGACUCGUUAGAAUAAGACUCGCCAGAUUCGGGAGAGUCAACCAACCAGUGUACAACAUUGUUGUCUCACAAGCCAAAAAAGCUAGAGAUUCUAAACCAAUUGAAGUUAUUGGAACUUAUAAUCCAAUUGCACCACCUCCAAAGAAAUUACCAUCUGGGAAACUAACGGUACCAGCCAAAAAGAUUGAAUUGGAUUUCGAUAGAGCUAAAUAUUGGUUAUCCGUUGGUGCUCAACCUACAAUACCAAUUAUUAGAAUGUUCAAGAGAGCUAAUCUAUGGGUUUGA